AUGGUUCAUGGAAUGGUGGUGAGAAUGGGAUUUAUAUCAGAGCUCUCAGUUUUAAUUGCUCUUAUUGGGUUUUAUUCCGUUUAUAAUAUGGGAACUUGUUGGAGUUUGUUUCAUCAACUACCCGAUAAAGAUGUUGUCUUAUGGAGUGCUAUUGUUGCUGCCUGUGUUAAGAAUAAGGACUAUCUGAAGGCUCUUGAAUUGUUUAGAAGAAUGCAGAUUUUUGGGUUGAAAGUUAAUCAUGUUAGUAUUAUCAGCAUUCUGCCUGCCUGUGCUAAUCUUGGCGCUCUACGGUUGGGUAGAGAAAUACACGGUUUUAUUGUAAGAAGAUUGUUUUACCGUGUUGUUAGUGUUCAGAAUUCAUUGGUUGAUAUGUAUGCAAAGUGUAGGAGUCUUGAGACAGGGAUUCGUGUUUUUGAUGGGAUGUUGAAGAAGGACUUGGUUUCUUGGAGGAUUGUGAUCCGUGGUUACAUUGAGAAUGAACGUUGUAUAGAAGCAAUUAAUGUUUUUAAAAUGAUGCUGUUGUCUUUGUUUGCACCAGAUGAAUUUGUUGUCCGGGAUAUGAUUAUGGCCAUGCUACAGUCUGGAGUAAAACUGGAUCAGCAUUUCAUUGUUACAUUCUCAAACAUGUAUGCUAAGUUUGGCAUGGUAGGUUCAGCUAGGAGUGUAUUCGACCACAUUGGCAGUAAAGAUGUCAUUGCUUGGAAUGCAAUGAUCAUGUUUCCUCUUAAUGCUGUGGAUACAUUUACACAGAUGUUUUGGUUGAACAUGAAACCUGAUUACUUCAGUUUAAUUAGUUUAUUGCAAACGUGUUCUUUGAUGUCAUCACAAGAAGCAUCUAAUGAACUUGGAGAUAGCAUACAUGCGUUCAUAGAAAAAGUUGGUUACUCGAGGAAUGUUUAUUUGUCAUCAGCCUUGAUUGAUUUCUACUGCAGAUCUGGAAGGGUCAAGCAGGGACGGGCUCUUUUUGAUGAAGUUCCUAUCAAAGAUCUCAUUUGUUGGAGUUCAAUGAUUAAUGGAUAUGGAUUAAAUGGUUAUGGAGUUGAGGCUCUUGAGACAUUCUCAAAUAUGUUAGAUUGUGGGAUAAAGCCCAAUGAAAUUAUUUUUCUUUCAGUUUUAUCUGUUUGUAGUCACCAUGGGCUAGAAUACGAGGGUUGA
Molecule: messenger RNA, 1155 nt
Organism: Hibiscus syriacus
Lineage: Eukaryota; Viridiplantae; Streptophyta; Magnoliopsida; Malvales; Malvaceae
Product: pentatricopeptide repeat-containing protein At1g11290, chloroplastic-like
Exons: 2
Coding region: 1-1155 (384 amino acids)
Biological process (GO): RNA modification
Molecular function (GO): RNA binding; protein binding
Source: RefSeq, a predicted model, not a curated record